CGGCCUGACAGUCUCAAUUUGUACGCAUACGAUCAAGAGAUGAUAGGCAAUACUCACUCCGACGUUGUUCAUCCAAGGUCUUAUUCACCUUUUCAUCGCUUAUCUGACUCGGCUGACAAGCAUCCUAAACCGGCAGAAUUAUUCGUGCGAUCAAUUUCAGAAUUGCAGAUCCCCGCACCCAUAACACCUCAAACGGUCUGUCAGAACACAACAAAGGGUAGGAUGGAAAUGUACAAGUAUUCUCGUCGUUGUUGGAUCAGCCUGACGAUUUUGUAUCUUAGCAUCUUAAUGGCUUUAAGUAUCUUCACAAGCACUUCGAUCUUAUGGAGUUUGCAAGUCGUUUCAAUCGUGAACAAAGGGCCAAUCGCUAUGGGUCAUUUAUACGAAAGAACGCACUUGGUUUCUGCUUGGAAUUGUAUCAUCUUUGGUACUACCGCUGCUUUCGCCAUCAUUUCUCGUAUUUUCGAUCCUGCUCCAGAAGGCAUGGUACAAAUCAGAGCAGAAUCAGAACACCAAGUAGGACAAGAAAACAAUGAUCAACAUCUUACUGCAAUGCAAGUCAUUGCAGAAACAACAACAAGACCACCAGCCAAUACGUCAUUGCAACCAUCAAUUCAUUCGGUUUAUCAGCCGACUGAAGCAGCAGCAAUGGAAGGUAUUGGUUUAUCUUACUUUAGCAUGGAUGCUGAAGAUACUCCUCGUAACGACUUUAGGCGGAUUCAACAUGGGAGCAUAUGCUUAUCGUGUGAUAAUUUGGAUCGCUUAGAUCGUUUGGAAGAGUGUAUCGAUCUGAACAGCAGACAUGCAGCAUGAAUCGAAGUUCACUUAUUUCACAAACGGUUAUCAGUGCUGGCACUGGAGAUACACGAAAGAGACUACAAUACUAUAAAAAAUUUCAUAUUUGUCAC
Messenger RNA from Meira miltonrushii, 908 nucleotides. RefSeq lists its product as uncharacterized. NCBI's taxonomy places the organism in Eukaryota, Fungi, Basidiomycota, Exobasidiomycetes, Exobasidiales, Brachybasidiaceae. The record is from RefSeq and is a predicted model, not a curated record. Bases 40 to 813 code for a protein of 257 amino acids. The transcript has a single exon.